AUGCUGGAACACACAGGACUCGGCCACUUUUCGCCUGCUCCACCUCCUCGGUCCGGUGACUUGAGCACGCCUGUUGCGUCACCGACAGACAGAGCGCUUGCCGCCACUUCGGUCGCUCGUCUUGCUUCAUCAUUUCCAUUUUUGCCCAUCGACACUCGCGUUGUUUGA
Molecule: messenger RNA, 168 nt
Organism: Protopolystoma xenopodis
Lineage: Eukaryota; Metazoa; Platyhelminthes; Monogenea; Polystomatidea; Polystomatidae
Source: the annotation of a GenBank genome assembly